Molecule: messenger RNA, 939 nt
Organism: Chelonia mydas (Green sea turtle)
Lineage: Eukaryota; Metazoa; Chordata; Testudines; Cheloniidae
Product: protein maestro-like
Exons: 7
Coding region: 280-939 (219 amino acids)
Cellular component (GO): cytoplasm
Source: RefSeq, a predicted model, not a curated record
GCAGUUCUGUGCCUUUCUUUCCCCAGGCUUUCUAUCAAAGCAUUAGAAGUUGUGCUUUUCAAGGGUGGAAAUGAGAGACUGGUGAGAGCGCUCAGGAAGCAGAGGACUUGGACUCUUGUGGAAAACCCCAAGACUCACCAUGAGGGAGUGUAUCUGCUGGUGAGUCUUCUGCUAAGAUCUGGACUCAUAACACCUGAGAUCAUACAGAGCCUCCUCCCCUGGGUGAAUUCCCCCUCAGAAAACCACCGAGUCACCAGCACAGCUUUCCUUGCCCAGCUAAUGAGUGAUCCCCUGCUCAGGGAGAAGAAGUUCCUUAAGCCAGUCUUACACAUCUUGGAAGAAAAGUCCCAUGAUAGGAACAGCAUUGUCUGGCAGAUGGCUGUAAGAGGCCUGGGAAAUUUAGUCUAUGGGGCGCCUGAGAAGGUGAAAAAGCACAAGAAGUUUCUUAUGGUCAUACUGAUCAGGGCCUUAAGUGACCCUUUCAGUUCUGAAGUCAUUGGCGAGAGCAUGAAAGCAGUGGCCAAAGUCCUGAAGGAGCUGAAAGAGAAGGACAUAGGUUCUUCCUUCAGAGACCUCACCCAACAGAUCCGGACCUCCUUUGACAACGAGGACGAUGCUCUUCGUUUAUUGUCCUUUGUCCUAUUUGGCAUCCUGGCCUGCCUGACCAAAAGAAAAUGGAAGGGCUGUUUCACCGACCAGGAAUGCAGAGCUACGUUUCACCUCUGUGUUCCGUUUUUGGGACUGAAGAGGCUCCAAACUGCCGUGAAUGAACAUCUUGAUGGCACAGCCGAGCUGAAGCCUGAAGAGCUCCAGGUGGACAUUUGCAGACACCUUAAUGCCGAGCUGCUGGAGAACUUGUACAAAAGCACCAUCACGUACUUCUUUAGCAGCUGGGAAGAGAUCCGGACAGUUGCAGCCAAGUUAGCUGGUGAGAGAUGA